AUGCCUUCGAUCGCGAAUAUCCAUAAGCGUCAUGCCUAUGGCAAAGAUGCCCAUACCUACUACCCGGUGCUCAUUGUUGGCGCCGGGGAGUCCGGUGUGGCCAUGGGAUGCCGUCUGAAAGAGGUUCUUGGGACUGACCAGUUUCGAAUCUUUGAGCGCCAGUCAGGCAUCGGUGGCACUUGGUGGAUCAACCGGUAUCCGGGCGCUGCUUGUGACAUCCCGGCUCUAUUCUACUCUUUUUCCUUUGCGCCGAAGAAGAACUGGUCGACAGUGCACCCUUCUGGUCCCGAAAUUGCACAGUAUCUCGCAGAUGUCUGCGAAAAGUAUCAGAUCGUCGACAAGGUCCAAUUGAACACCGAUGUGAAACAUCUUCGAUGGGUCGAGGAAGAUGAGGAGUGGGAAGUCACACUCUCUCAUCUUGUUCCUGGAACGGGUGAUCUUUCCAGUUAUGAUCGGGAGCAGCUCGCAAUCCGGGAAGGCCCGCACAGUGUGUACGUUAAAACCGAGAUGGUGCGAGCCAAGAUCGUCGUCAGUGGUGUGGGAGGCUUGGUUGAACCCAAAACCUGGCCGAAGGAUAUCCCGGGCAUCGACGACUUCCAGGGUGAAAUCAUGCACACGGCCCGGUGGAACAGUGAUGUUGAUUUGCAGGAGAAGGAUGUCAUCGUGGUGGGCUCGGGGUGCAGUGCCGCGCAGGUAGUUCCUGAAUUGGCCAAACCCGAAGCCAAUGUUCGCACUAUCACUCAGCUGAUGCGCACGCCUCCAUGGGUUCAACCGGAUCUGCUACCCCCUCAUUUGCUGGUCUAUUGGGAGAAGUGGAUGCCCAGCCUGAUGACCCAUGUCCCUGGACUGUCGGCCUUCCUACGCAAAGCUCUGUUUUGUAUGGUUGAACACAAUUUCUUUGCUAUGUUUACGGACACUGCGUAUGGUCGCUGGCAACGGCCUCGCAUCGAGAAAGCGUUCUUGGACCAUAUGCGCGUGAUGGCGCCCAAGGAAUACCACGAGGUCCUUACCCCCAACUACAGUCUCGGUUGCAAGCGGCGUAUCAUCGACGGCACUUGGUAUCGAAGCUUGAAUGCACCAAAUGUCGAGCUGACCACUCAGCCACUGACUCGGGUUCACGCAAAAAGUGUGACAUUGGGUCCGGGCUCGCAUUACCCGCCCAACCAGAAGGAAUACUCGGGUACAGUCAGGGAAAUCCCGGCAGACGUGAUAAUAUUGGGCAAUGGCUUUGAAACCAAUCAGUGGCUUCAUCCGCUGAAGGUGACCGGAAAGGGCAACAAGGACAUGGAAGACGUCUGGGCCGAGCGUGGAGGUGCUCAGGCUUACCUGGGCAUCGCGAUGGAUCAUUUCCCGAACUUCUUCAUGCUCUUCGGGCCGAACACUGCCACCGGCCAUACCAGCGUCAUUUUCGCAACCGAGAAUGCAGUCAACUACUCGUUGAACUUCAUUAAGCCCAUUUUAGAAGGCAAGGUCAGCUCGUACGAGGUCAAGGAGGAAGCCGAACGGGCUUGGACCAAGUCAGUGCAGGAUCAGCUGCAGAAGACAGUUUUCCGACGCGGUGUGUGUUCUAGCUGGUACAUCACGGCGGAUGGUUGGAACUCGACGACUUACCCAUUUUCUCAAAUUCAUUACUGGCUGCGGUGCUCAUUCCCAGUCUGGCGGGAUUGGACUGCAAAGCGGACUCGCAAGGGCGUCCUUCUGCAACGGAUCUACAAAGCUAUUCAGCUCUCUGUGCUUGUCAGUGCCAUUACCGCAAUCGGCUGGCUGCGGAAGAGCCCGCAGUCCCGAGGCCGAAUUUUACAGGCGCUGUCAGCUGGCAAGGACUGGAUUUUGUCGAAAGCAUAA
Messenger RNA from Penicillium cinerascens, 1845 nucleotides. RefSeq names its product flavin-containing monooxygenase. The record is from RefSeq and is a predicted model, not a curated record. Lineage: Eukaryota; Fungi; Ascomycota; Eurotiomycetes; Eurotiales; Aspergillaceae. The transcript has 3 exons. Bases 1 to 1845 code for a protein of 614 amino acids. Gene Ontology annotation, molecular function: N,N-dimethylaniline monooxygenase activity; flavin adenine dinucleotide binding; NADP binding.